Tripterygium wilfordii is the source of this 1685-nucleotide messenger RNA. RefSeq lists its product as uncharacterized. Gene Ontology annotation, molecular function: protein binding. The transcript is spliced from 4 exons. The record is from RefSeq and is a predicted model, not a curated record. Bases 330 to 1403 code for a protein of 357 amino acids. NCBI's taxonomy places the organism in Eukaryota, Viridiplantae, Streptophyta, Magnoliopsida, Celastrales, Celastraceae. Gene Ontology annotation, cellular component: nucleus. Gene Ontology annotation, biological process: regulation of flower development.
AUAUAUAGAGAGAGCAGUAGUCGAGUCGUUCCAUAUUUGAGUUUGUGUUUUCAUUCAAAAUCGUUUUGUCAUGUUGUAAGGUUUGUGUGUCAACUGUGAAGCUAAUGAAUAAAUAAAGUUAGCUCCCAAGUGUCACCAGUUCUCGGUGGCGGGUUCAUUCUCAAUACACAACAACAAGAGAGACAAAAUACCCCAACAAAAAUAAUCAUACAACCGACAACAGUAGCAGCAGUUGCAGGAUCAGAAGAAGAAGAAGAAGAAGACGACGAAGCAUUUAACAAUAAAUAUAGUUCAUCACUUGUUGCAGGUGGUCAAUUGGGUUUUUAGGAAUGUCUUCUUCUGAUCUUUAUGUUGUUGAUGGUUCUUCUUUCUACCACCAUUCAAGCCCAGAAGUGGUGUCCUGUGAUGGUGGUGAUCUUCAGUUCUUCUCUGACCCUUUUUCUUCUUUUGGUGACUCUAAUGUUGAUGAUAUCCUCCAAGAACUCUCAAACAUCCCAAACCACCAAAACCAACUAGAUGGUUCUCCUUGUAUCAACAAGUUUGGGUAUGGUUUUCUCUCUUCUUCUCCUCCAACCCAUCAAAUGGAGAAUUUAAGCCUUUAUCAGACAGCCCAUUUGCAGCAGCAACUAACUAAUGGUUCAAAUUUGACAAAUGGGUAUGGAGAUUUCUUGGGGUUACAUGGUUUAGAGGAUAAAACUGAGGAAUGCCAAGGGGGUGGUUUUGACUCCUCUUACAAUAACUCCUCCUUCUUGCCUCCCAGUUACAGUAGUACUAGUGUGGAACACACUGCAAAGCUUAUGCAGAGGAGCUUCAGUAGCAACUCUUUUGAUGGAAAGCCAGGAUUUCUCUUCCAACCAAAGUUUGAUACUCUCUUAGAGUCCCCAAAUUACCAAUAUCAAGCUCUAAGCUCACCUGAAAACAACUUUCUCUCUACCCACAUGAGGAGGGUCUGCAGCACUGGUGAUUUACAGAACAUUAAACCACAUCUCACUACACAGAGGUCCUUCUCAAGCCCUUUAGCAGCAGCUUCAGAGUGUUCUUCUCUCAUGGAGGACACAAACUUCAAAGUGGGGCGUUACAGUGCAGAAGAGAGAAAAGAAAGGAUUUCCAAGUACAGAGCCAAGCGUACACAGAGGAACUUCAACAAGACUAUCAAGUAUGCUUGCCGUAAAACACUAGCAGACAACAGGCCACGCAUACGUGGAAGGUUUGCAAGAAAUGAUGAAACUGGUGAGAUUCCCAAGGUUGCUGGUUCCACCAGAGAAGAAGACGAGGAUGAGCUCUGGUUUGAUGGAUUACACGAAGAACAGGAGAAUGCAGCAAUGAGAGGAGGAGGAGGAGGAGGAGGACCAUUUGUGGACAAUUUUGGCCAAUGCCAGUUCCAAUACUUCUAUGGCUACUGAUAUAGAAAUCAAUGCAGCUUCUUUCUUUUUCCUUCUAAUCUUUCAAUGGUAGGGUUUUAGGACUAGUGAAGAUGACCAAGAUGCAUUUUCUCUUGUCAAAUGAAUUGAGAAAGGCCUUUUCAAAUAAUACUGAGGCCGAGUAUUGCAGUUGGUAUAAUAAUUAAAGAGACUAGUUCCAGUUAUAGCAGUUAUUUCCUUUAAUACCUUCGUGUUUGUUAUCAUGAUUUCUCCACUUCCCUAUGUAAAUUUGAUAAUCAAUAAAACCAGUGAUUUUUACCAUAA